AUUUAUAUACCACAAGCGGUAACCCCGAGCUACACUCGGACUUACCAUGCGGCGCUGCUCUGGGGGUCCCUGCAGCACUUACCUUGUCCUUCGUUCCCACGAUGUGUCCCCUGCAGCGUCCCCGGCCAUCUCCUCCGGCCGAUGCCGGCAUCCGGCUUCUGUGUUCCAGUCCCCGUGACGUCGGGACGUACGGGCGCCGCCGGCGGCGGGAAAUUUAAAAAAUAUCAUUUUUUUUUUUUUCAAUUUUAAAUAUGCUUUGCCCUGUGCCCUGCCUGCAUUUUGUCUGUUCUUUCUG
Staurois parvus is the source of this 295-nucleotide messenger RNA. NCBI's taxonomy places the organism in Eukaryota, Metazoa, Chordata, Amphibia, Anura, Ranidae. The record is from the annotation of a GenBank genome assembly.